AUGGCUUCGCGAUAUGGAUCGAAACCUUUUGAGUGUACAGUUUGUCGAAAGCGGUUUACCACAGAUAAUGGCCGUGAUCAACAUCAAAGAGAUGUACAUGGUUAUACAGGUAUCCAUUUUGCACUUGUAAGCGUAUUAUACGCAAAGACGUUUGUAAUGAGUGACCCGCACUAAGCGGAAGUGGGCCUUUCGCAUUCUGAGGCAGUAGUUUUGCCCAAAUCGUCGAAACAUCGUCUCUAUAAGAGUCAAGACACAUAUAGCAAUCACUGCAAAUGUUGGAGAGUCAAGGCGUAUUAAAGAGGAAUGAGGCCUCACUUCCGGUUAGCGUCCGUCGAUCAAAACACCUUAGCUUGUAGCUGAGCUUAGAUUGCGUAGAGGAAAAGUCACGUAUUUUCUCUCCUCAGGUACUACAUUGAGUAAAAUGACUUUAUGUCCCACUGGGUUAAAAUGAAAGGGAAAGCAGUUUAAAUUAAGUCCCAAUUAAAAAGGUGCUUAAUUAGUAUUCUAAUCCUUUGCAUGCCGAGUGAAGUGAUAGGCCGGUUUCGAGUUCCAAAAACUCUCACUUUCAAAACGAGGCUAAGUGCUAAAUUAUGAAAAUGAUACUUAUUUGCAUGAGUAUAAACGCGUUUAACGAAGAAAACAAAAAGAGGAUGGCCUUACAUAGUUUCAUAAUAAUAUGAAUGUGCGUUGAAAAUAUUGUACUUCAGAAUCUAGCAAAGUUACUGGGUUAAACAAUAGCUAAACACAUACAUACAUGUAUACAUACAUACAUACACUUUAUUUAGACAUGGUAAAAACAUCAGUUACAAUAGGACAAUUAAAGUAAUAAAACUGAUUUACAUGUUUGCCGUGUGGGAGUGCGAGGGGGACAUAAGGCAAUUGAUUACAUUUGAAACGUAGUAAAAGAUCUGGCCUCUGUGGCAUUAUGGGGAGGGCUAUUCCACAGCUGUGCACCGGCCCACUGUAGCAGAGACUUCGUUUAAGGAAUUCAGUGCGGGGCCUGGGCAGAGCUAAGGCAAGCAGCCCAAGCAAUGUUUUAGAGGCUUAAAUAAAAUAAAAAGAGAAAUCCGCGAACUUUAAGAAAUGAUCGUCAGUAAUCAGUAAUCUUAUUCUCUUCCAUGGAAAGUUAUUGUUAUGUGAAGAUUUUAUCGAAUUUUGUGAUCUGGCUAUGUGGGUUUACCCGAGGGCAUGUCCCCGUAAGAAUAUUGGAUUCAAGGUUUCUUUAAGAGGGUUUCAUUUUGCCGCCCAUGUCACAUCGAAUUGGCUCGUUUUUCCGCACCACUUCAAGGUAAGGGCGAAGGGGUGGGGUGGGGGGAACGCAUAGUUUUAAAAUAAGUAGUGGCGCUGAUGUUGUUGUUUGGGCCUCCUGUCUUGGUCUGUUUGCUGGCUAUCCUCUACCUGUGUGGUUUUAAAAGUUCUUGUCAAGGUGAGAUGUUAGGCGAGUAAUCUAGAAAAUUCAUGAAGAAUGCUAAAUAACAAUGACCUAAAUUGUUUGUCGACAGUUUCAAAAGAAAGGUCAAUCCCUUGUUCAUAUCCAUUCUGCACCCGUAAGCGUAAAUUUCGAUACGAGUUUGACCUGAAGCAACAUCUGGAAAACCCUGGCAAGUGGCAUGGGAAAAAAGGUAAUAUUGGCAAUUGUAAAACCUUAACAUACACUGUUAAUACGAUGGGUCAAUGUGUCAUGAGCCAAUGAGUCAUUUAAAUAAAACGAAUCCCUAAAUGUUAACCAUUUUCAAGUCAGUGCUAAGAUUCUGCUAAAACUGUCACUAUUUUCAGUGUUCAAUGCUGAUCGAACUCAUAACUUGACUCGUGACUCAUUGACUCGUUUGACUCACAAAGCAAGCUUUCUCACUGCAUGAAGGGAACCUAGUUCAAGAGGCGAACCUACUACAUUGAAUUAAGUAUAUGAAAAGUUCGGCGUCUGAAUCAAUUUGGAACGGUUCAGCCGUUUUUUUCGCCUAGCCUGACCGAGAAUUUCGCCUUUGGAGCGACUUUAGAACGGCUUUGAUUCAGACGCCGAACUUUUCAUGUACCUAACCUAAUGCAUAAAUUAUUAUAAAGUAUUUUGUAAGUAGUUUGACCGAAUUGAGCAUUUUUCUCCUUUUGAAUUUAGUUCGGCUGGAAUUAAGAUCGGCGUCUGAAUCAAUUCAGCCGGUCCAAAUAAAUUGGGUUCGGUCUUAAUUCGAAUUAGGUUCGGUUCAUGAAAAGUACGGCGUCUGAACUGCCUUAGGCAGUGGUUAUUCCCAAAUCUGGGCAGUGGUUAUUCUUAAAACUUCAGGGCUCAGACGGCAACGAAACGGCAAAAAAGCAAUAGGUUUUAUAAGCAAAACAACAACUUCGCACGUCCACCACGCGUGUUUGUAAAUUUCUUUGAGGGUGCUAUCAGGGUUAACCGUUAGCUUUCAAACGGCCUAAAAUUUAACCGUCAGCCGUCGGAAAUUGGUCCUUUUUAUCGUCAACCGGCAAAUAUGCAGAUCAAUGUUAGCCGUCAAAAAGUUUCAAGGUAUUUUAAGGUGGCUCGAUACAAUUCUUCAGGGUCAAUACCUCCCAAGUUUGAGCAUCAACUGCAUCGCCAUAAACAAAGAUUUGGAAAAAUUGUCACCACAAUUGUAUUAUAUAAAGGUGAAAAUUUGCUAUGAUCAGGGUAGCAAUGACAUCGGAGUUGUCAUAGCAACGAAAUGACGCCAUUACCUAUUUUACUUGCAGCAGUAUUUGUCGGCACAGGGAACUGUUCUUCCAAAAUCGUUUACUGGAGCUUUUUCCUCCUAUAGCCGCCUCGAUGUUCGCGAAGUUUAAGCGCAAUCUGUAAGAGCGUUAUCUAGAUAUUUUGGAAUGAAGGUUUUAAGCUUAGAAAUACAAUAAAAAUGGACAAUCUUGAUGUUUGGCCGUUAUCUGUAGAAAACGAAGCGCUUUUGACAUGUAAUUUCACCUCAUAGUAGUUCAAUCUUUUUAAAAACGUGGGUGAAAGAUCAUGGAGAUAGCUCCAGCCGAUUGCUAGAAAGAAGGAUUGGACUGGUAUGUAUCGAGGCGCUCUAGUUAGCGGUUUUGUAAACAUUUUGGUCUACUUUAACAAAUUAGCGAAUAAUUUUUAAUACACUCGAUAGAUUUUUUCAAAAAAUUGAGAUUCAUCAGGUUAUGGGCUCCUGAUUAAGCGGAUUAAGCGUCGUUUUAGCAGGGACACCCAACGUUAAUUUUUGGAAAAUAUCUGUUCGGAAGACGAAUUGAGAUCUAGAAUUUUCAGAACAUUUGUUGCAAAAUUUCUUGCUUGCCUGCCUCUCCUAGGAUUUUCGAACAUCAAAAAAUGGUAUAACUGCCCAUUUUCAACGGAUUUUUACCCUUAAAAAGGUCACCUACAAUUUUCGGGAGCCUUUUUUCUAGCUGAAAUUUUCGAAAAGGUAAGUUUUGAUCCCUAUAAUUUUCGGAUCACUAGACUUUCAGCUAGGAAAUCCGAACAGAUAAAAAGGGGGGGGGGGGGGGGGGGGGGGGGGGGGGGAAGGGGGCUAAAGCCCCCCAGCCCCAUCCCCUGCGCGGUCCCUGCUAACACGAGCGCCUCGAUACAUACUAAUCAAAUCUUUCUUUCUAGCAGUCAGCUGGAGCUAUCUCCAUGAUCUUUCACACACGUUUUUAAAAAGAUUGAAACUAGUAUGAGGUGAAAUUGCAUGUUAAAAGCGCUUCUUUUUCUACAGAUAACAGCCGAACAUCAAGAUUGUCCAUUUUUCACUGUAUCUCUGACCAUAAAAACUUCAUUCGAAAAUAUCUCGAAAACUCUCAAAUAGAUUUCGCUUAAAACUUCACGAAAAUCGAGGCAGCUAUUGGAGGAAAAAACUCCCGUUAACGAUUUUGGAAGAACAGUUCCCAGUACCGACAGGAGGGGGUUCGUUGUUAUGACGACUCCGAUGUCAUUGCAACCCCGAUCAUAACAAAUUUUCAUCUUUAUCCAAUACAACAAUGGUGGCAAUUUUUUCAAAUCUUUGUUCAUGUUAUGGCGACGUAAUUUAUGCUCAAACUUGGGAGGUAUUGACUCUGAAAAGCUGUAUCGAGCCACCUAAAAUCUCACUGUUUCAGCUGAGAUUCACGGACCUGAAGAAAAAGCCGUUCCCAUUCUUGAAAACACUCUCUAGAGACACUUCAAGACCUUACAACUUGCUCAUAUCUGAAAUAUUUCGGAAAUUCAAAAGUGAAAGGCCAUGGGCAUGACAACCUCAAAAACACAACAAUUAUUAUCAAUUAAUAUUGAGGUAAAUGUUUACGUAAACUCUUGAACUAAAUUUCCACUUAAUAACUGUCAACCGUCAAAAGCUCUGAAAUUUAACAGUCAACCGUCGAAGCUACCACCCCAUUGGGACCGUUUUCUUUGCCGUUGUUGCAAGACUUCAACGUAAAACUUCCCUAGUUUUACGUUUUCCGGUUAGCGUCCAUCGUUCAAAAACCCCUCACCCUAGAUUUUGAUUUGAACAAUAACAGUUACAUUUUUGGUGUGGUACUUCUUAAACUUGUAAAAUGCCUUGUAUCGGUUGAAACGUCAAAUCCCACUGGAUGAAUAAGAAUUUUAACUGAAAGCAAUUUUUCAAAAUUACGUUCAGAAAAGGCUUUAAAUAAGCAUUUGAAAACCCUUUGCAUACCGAAUGAAAAAAAUUGAAGUGUUUGGUUGGAGAUCAGACCAGGUGAGGGGAGGGUGGUUGAUGUGGCCCGGCGUAUGUACUCGAACAUUCGGUAAUCGAAUCAAUCGAAUUAAAUCGAGUUUGAUCGAACGAUUAAGUUCGAUUGCCGAAAACGAUCGAUCAAAAUCGAACUCACCAAACGUUUGGACAAUCGAACGUUAACACAAUCGAACGUUCGAUUUCCGACCUUUUGAUCUGACAGUUGAAGAAAAAUGGUCUCAACUGGUUUUGCGUGGAAAAAACACUUUGGCAGUCAUAGGCUCCUGCUGAUAUAUAACGAUUAGAAAUACGUUAUCGUAAAAAUCUCAUGAAGCUGAAAAGGGUCAGCAGUGAGAAUAAAGGGAAACAAGGCAAGGGGAAAAUUACAUGAACAAAAAACUAAAACUAGGCAGAAAAAAAUGUGUAAAGACACCGAAAAUUUCCACUCGGAGAUUCGAACCUACAUCAAGAGCCCAUUAUGGCUCUUGUCAAAAUUCAUUAUGAAUUGGGCAGUCCUGCUACCUCACAAACAUUUCGCUGAAUUUUUUGUAAUUGUUUGUUUAGUUUCAGAUGAUAUAAGAGAUAAUUCUAGCCUGGAUUUGAACAAAUUCAUACAUGAUGAGCUACAGCCAAAUGAAAAAUUUCAUCGUCUGUUUAAUGAUGCUGUUGAUUCAUUGUACCGAGAACUUCAGACAGACUUGAAGGGUACAGAGUAUGCAGUUCAUAACCUGAUCAAGGUUGGUGGUCAGACAGCCCCCCUCCCUUCGCCCGAAAAGUGGGUGGUUAAGAAAGACGCCGGGGAAAAGGUGUCGUUGUAGAUGUUGUUAAUUUUCAUCAAUAUCCCUAGAAGAUACUGGAUGUCUUAAAAAGGACGUGGCACACAAUAAACGGGCGGCGGUUGAAAAUGUUUGCCUCUCCGAUAGUUUUCAAUACAUUCGAAGAUGCUAAGGAAUAGUGAAAUUUGAAAUAAUUUGUUAACUUCCUGAAAGUUCAAGAUAAACUAAGUCGUUCCACGAAUACCUGUAUCGGUUCACCCUCCUUCCCUCAAUAAUUUUUCGUGGGUUUGCUUGGGCGUAAACGUCUUAAAAAUCAAUAUUGAUGGGGAAGGGGAAAAGAAAUUCGCAAGUGUUUCAACAAUUAUAACCGAGAUGUAGCUUUCAUGCCAAAUCCAUUAAAAGCAAGAGACUAUAAUGGGAACAGAGAGGGCAUCCCCCAUAUACACCCCAUUCCAUAGGUAAUUCGUCUCGAGUUAUUUUUAGAACCGCAGAUCCCAAGGGGGAUUGGACAACAGCCAAUCACAUAGCGCGAAUGUAUUCCGCGUGGACGACCCACGCUAGAGCCACGCGUCCUCCACGAAUUGACGCGGAACAAAAUGGGGGAAGACGCGGAGAGCGAUUUUGCUAUUCCUUUUGUCGACGAAAACGACUAAAGCGAGAUUUCUGCGAAAGCUGUGUCAGCGAAACGGAAAUUAAAAAAGAAUCGCCCUUCCUCUCUUGUAUAGAGCUAACAGUACAGCAGGGAAAUCCUAAACACACUGAAUAUUCUCUCAGGAUCAUUUAUAAUUUACAGUUUGAAGAGAGCAAUUUCUGGUUUGAUAUUUAUUCCUUUAUUAAUCUUUUAUUAUUCAACAAAAAUAACACUUGGCGUCCUACUUGCCUUAUUAGGGACUUUAAGAUCCAACGGCGCGACGGCGACAAGAACGUCGCUUAAAAAGUGAGUUUGAGUUUUUUCAGUCUUUAUAGCGAUUAUUCCUACCCACUUACUUUAUCAAUUGUAGGCGAACCCUCCUGAAGCUGAAUUUCAAGGGACCAUAUUCAAGCUCAGAGAGAGAAAUAAAAUUUCGUCGUUGCUUGUUUACGUCCUCCAUAAAACGCGAAAUUAGGCAUUUUCACGUCGUAGUCGUGCAAAAACAGGAAAGAAAUGAACAAAAAAGUGUGUUGCACGUGCGAAGUUGUUGUUUUGCUAAUUAAACCUAUUGUUUUUUUGACGUUCUAGUUGUCGUCCGCGUCGUUGGAUCUUAAACUCCCUAUUGUACAAACGACCGGUUUCAAUAGACCGGCGAAAUUUCUCAUUUGAUUAAAGCACUGAGGUUACGACAACUUCGAGUUAAACUGAUUUCACGGGUUGUCAAAGAGUCCAGCGAUUCCUUUUUCCCAGGUGAGCGCCGACUCAUUUCGCUUCAAUAUUCAAGAAUGCUCUCGAUCUUUUUACGCUUUCAUUGCCUUUCGCCCGACAUGUUUUGCACGGCGUUUAGUCAUGCGAAACCUCCACGAAACAUCCACUCCUCGCGCGAGGUAACUUAAUCCCGAUUCUAAAUAUAACUCGAGACGAAUUACCUAUGGAAUAGGGUGUAUAUGGGGGAUGCCCUCUCUGUCCCCUUUAUAGUCUCUUGAUUAAAAGUUAAGGUUAGCGUAUCCGGUACUUUUGCCCUGGAGUCUCCUUCUUGCUAGACCUAGGGUCACGGUUGUCGUGUGGUCUCGUCAGUGUAGCACGAAAGCGAUAAAAAAUGUUGUGACUAGAUCCUACACGCCUACAUUGUCUUUGUAGGGUGGAUCCAUAGCAAAAGGCACUGCAAUAAAAAACGACGCCGACUUGGAUUGCGUGAUGGUCAUGAACAGCAUUGACAACGCUUCACAGUUGAGAAAGAAACUACUCGCCAUCAAGGAUAAGCUUGAGUCAUGCUUGACGGGCAGCAUAGGGGGCUCAUGGAAAUUGGUUUCUGAGCAGAAGGAAACGCGGUUCUCCUUGCAGUUUAGCAUGUCACGUUACCCAGGGGAGACUGUUGAGGUUGAUCUCUUGCCAACAUUUGAAGCAAACGUACGGCCGGACAUCGAUGCCUUUUUAGGUACGUAACAGGAGGAGUUGCAACUUUGAGUUACUCAUAGAGUAGUUAGUGCACGGCUUUUUUAAUGGGAAGCCCCCUUGAAGAAAUUCCCAGUUAACUCAACGUUCAUAAUCAAACCUUACUUAACUCAUCGACAGCUGCUUUUUACCUUAUGUAAUUGUUCACCCGGUUUUCAAUAAGUCCGCAAAAUGUCUCAGUAGCCUCCCUCGCAGACAUUCUUAGGGAAGGAACGCGUGACGCACCCCUAAGAAUGUCUGCGGGGGAGGCUACAAAAUGUCCAAAAUCAGCUAAGAUUUGUUUUGUUUUCCCUUUUUGGUCAAAUUAACAUCUGUUUCCAGUAUGGCAAUCUCUUUUUUACUACCUAUUGUGAUCUUAAUUUUGAACUGAUUUAUUAUUGCAUCUUUAUCACUAAUACUUCUUUCAUGCCAUUCUGAAUUCUUUUUCUUUCCAAUUAAUUUGAAGAAACUGUACCCUGAAAUUUUUUCUGUCACUUGUAUGACCCACGCCGCACUGUGCUCAUUUCAUUUCCUUUUCAUCUCAGUGUGUUUUUUUUUUUGGACAAAAGACUGGUCUUCACUUUGUUGCAUCAUCUUAAACCGUUCAUUUAAUUUUGUUUGCCACCAAUAUCUUCCAUUAGUUUGCUAACAACAGGAGCAAAAUUCAUAUCGUUAGUAACGGGCUUGCACACGCUCAAAUCCCUACCCGGGGGACAGUUCCUGAAAUCAAAUUCCUUGCAUUGGUAGGCAGUAGUUCCCCCAUACCGAUGCUGACUCUAGCGUUUAACAUUUCACAUGUAGGUGCAACAGACCUAAAUAACCAUUGCUCGCAUAUUAAACGACUUAAUUGGGUCGUUGGUCAACUGCUUUUCAGUGUAGCUACAAAGAUGCAUAAUUUUGAGAAGUGAUUCAUCAGCGUUUAGUAAAAAUAAUUUUAUAUAAAUGUUGAAUCUAUUCAAUGCCUUAGAACGGGAAAAGUUUUACAGAAACAUGCUUGACGACACAACCAACUGGCAAUAUUAUUCGGCCGCGCUUGUGUUGAUUCAAAGACACUUCGUCACGGAACGGCCUGCACUCGUAAAAGACCUGAUUCGAUUGGUGAAGUAUUGGCGCAAGACGUUCCUUCCAAAGAAAAGUGCUAAGCGCCUUCCCCCCUCUUAUCUACUGGAGCUUCUCACAAUACAUGCCUGGCAAAAUGCAAAUCGUCCAGAGAGAUUUGACGUGAAGAUUGGCUUUAAAGCUGUUAUAGAAUCUCUAAAGAAUCACCAACGUCUUCGUGUUUCUUGGGGAGAUUACUACAGAGAGGAUUUAAUUCCAAGCAGGUACAUUCAUAGAGUUUUUAAAAUUAAUGUAACUAGGAUUAAGGAGCGCUUUUUAACUGGUAUUCCCUUUUUACCUUAUUUCAAUAAGUUGGCCGAGUGGUUAGAGAGCUUGGACUUGCAACUCGGAGGCCCCGAGUUGAGGUCCCGCUCUGACCACUAGCUGGAUUUAUUCACAGUAGUCCCGAGUUCAAAUCCUCGGUCAUGUUUGUAAAAUUUAAUAGCCAGCUGGGAUUCUUACCCCUGUUAAGUUUGAUUUAAAUUAUUUGUUUCAGAUAUUUGCUCGGCCCCACUAGCAUUAGUGUCAUAAACACUGCCGAGGGUAAAUAACGGAAUUAUUAUUAUCAUUAUUAUUAUUAUGGUUGUUAUUAGUUGCAAAAUCUAACAGAAUGUCUCUCGAGGCAAGAAAUUGAAACACGCUAAUUUUAAAAAUAUAGCAAUUAAACGAAUUUUCUUUUACUGGAGAAUUUUAUUUAUGGCAUAUUUUCGUUUUUUGCAUUGCAGUCUCAAGCGUGGGCCAUAUAUCAUUGACCCAGCAAAUCCAACCAAUAACCUGUACGACAAAGUUAAGUGUUGGCCUUUGGUGAAAAAGGUUGCAGAAGAAACCACGCAGAAACCCCUUCUCAGAAAU
Molecule: messenger RNA, 9431 nt
Organism: Porites evermanni
Lineage: Eukaryota; Metazoa; Cnidaria; Anthozoa; Scleractinia; Poritidae
Source: the annotation of a GenBank genome assembly